This is a messenger RNA of Paraphaeosphaeria sporulosa, 969 nucleotides long. RefSeq lists its product as uncharacterized. Gene Ontology annotation, cellular component: cytoplasm. The transcript is spliced from 2 exons. Gene Ontology annotation, biological process: pantothenate biosynthetic process. Gene Ontology annotation, molecular function: 2-dehydropantoate 2-reductase activity. NCBI's taxonomy places the organism in Eukaryota, Fungi, Ascomycota, Dothideomycetes, Pleosporales, Didymosphaeriaceae. The record is from RefSeq and is a predicted model, not a curated record. Bases 1 to 969 code for a protein of 322 amino acids.
AUGACAGCCGACCAUCCCAAAGUGCUCUUUUUCGGCGUCGGUAGCGUUGGCGCUGUCUAUCUAUACCUGAUAUCGAAGGUCGCUUCUACUACAGCUGUCUGUCGAUCAAACUACGACGUCGUGAAAGAAAAGGGCUUUACCAUCAACUCAACAAUUUUCGGAAAUGGCCUCCAUGUCGCGCCCAACGUGGUACGAAGCUGCGAAGAAGCAGCAGCCCAGGACUCUCGACCAUUCGACUACGUGAUCCUCACCUGCAAGGUGCUUCCGGGUAUCUAUCCUAAGAUCAUAAAGUCUGUCGUCACACCUGGUCACACCGUCAUCGCGCUCCUGCAGAACGGUAUCGGAAUCGAAGAGGAGUACCUCGAAGCCUUCCCUAACAACCCCACCCUCACAGCGGCGACAUAUUGCGCGACCGUACAGAGACCACCCGGCGUUAUCGCGCACCAGGAGGUCGAGAGGUUAGAAAUAGGGAGCUAUCCAUCGUCAGCACCAAAUACGCACGCGCAAGCUUUCACAUCGCUACUCCAACAAGCUGGCGCUACGGCCACUGUCUUCGACGACGUCCAAGCGAAGCGAUGGUAUAAGCUGCUUCUCAACGCUUCCUGGAACCCUAUUUGCGCACUCACGCAGAGCUCAGACGUGCAGUUCAUGCAGUCGUCGGAAGACGCCACAAACUUCGUGCUUGAUGUCAUGCUGGAGACGCGAGAGAUUGCAUUGUCGCAGGGCUACGAUAUCGCCAGAGCGGAGGUCGAAGCGCAAUGGGAGAGAGCGACAAGAAGAGUCGCAACAGGGAAAGCGGUCGAGCCGAGUAUGCUGCAAGAUGUGAAAGCAGGCCGAAAGACAGAAGUCGAAGCUAUCGUUGGGAACACUGUACGGAUGGCAAGAGCGAAAGGUGUGCCUUGUGGAAAGCUUGAGACCAUAUACCUAUUGAUGAAGUCGCUGGACCGCCGAAUGGGAGGUGGCGCAUAA